Messenger RNA from Onychostruthus taczanowskii (white-rumped snowfinch), 2115 nucleotides. RefSeq names its product solute carrier organic anion transporter family member 1C1-like. Gene Ontology annotation, molecular function: protein binding. NCBI's taxonomy places the organism in Eukaryota, Metazoa, Chordata, Aves, Passeriformes, Passeridae. The coding region runs from base 1 to 2115 and encodes 704 amino acids. The record is from RefSeq and is a predicted model, not a curated record. Gene Ontology annotation, biological process: sodium-independent organic anion transport; transmembrane transport. Gene Ontology annotation, cellular component: membrane. The transcript has 14 exons.
AUGACAGUGGAAACCAAACCCAGCAACGUCAGUGACUCAAACCAGGAGGCAGAACCUGACCAGCUUCUGGAUGAUGAAGGAAACAAAAACCCACCAGUCAAAAAGACUUCCUCUUGCACUGGAUUGAAGGUGUUUCUGGCUGCUCUGUCCUUCAGCUACUUCAGUAAAGCCCUGUCUGGUACGAUAAUGAAGAGCUCCAUCACUCAGAUUGAGAGAAGGUUUGACCUGACCUCCUCUAUCGCAGGGCUCAUCGACGGGAGCUUCGAGAUGGGGAACUUGCUGGUGAUUGCAUUUGUAAGUUAUUUUGGAGCUAAGCUGCAUAGGCCCAGAGUAAUAGCUGCGGGAUGCUUUACUAUGGCUUUGGGAUGCUUUUUGUCAGCCAUGCCUCAUUUCUUCACGGGAUACUACAAGUAUGAGACAACAUCACGCACAGUUGCUUCAGCCAACUUAAAUUUCAGCAUAAAUCCCUGCUCCAUACAUCAAGAUGUGAAUGACACUGUCCUGGAAGUCUCACGAGCAGGCUGUGAGAAGGAGCCAUCAUCAUAUAUGUGGAUAUACAUCUUGCUGGGAAACAUGCUGCGUGGGAUUGGUGAGACACCAAUAACGCCCCUGGGCAUCUCCUAUCUCGACGACUUUGCCAAAGAAGAGAACGUUCCCGUGUAUGUAGCCUGCUUGCACACCAUAGCCAUGAUGGGCCCCAUGCUUGGUUUCCUGCUGGGAUCUCUGUGUGCAAGGCUCUACGUGGAUAUUGGAUUCGUGGAUCCAGGGAGCAUCACCAUCACGCCACAGGACUCCCGCUGGGUGGGUGCAUGGUGGCUUGGCUUUUUAAUAGGUGGAGCAGCCAGUUUCCUGUCUGCUAUUCCAUUCUGCUUCCUGCCAAAGAGUCUGAAAAAGCCAGAGGAAGCCAAGAAGGACAAAAGUUCACAUGGGCUCUUGGAAAACAUGGGUGCUGCGGGGAAUAAACUUUCUCCUGAAAAAACUAAGCCAAGGAAGUGGUCAGUGAUGCUGAAAGAUUUCUAUAACUCCCUGAAAAAGGUAUUGGGUAAUCCAAUGUACUUUACAUUUUUGUGUUGCUCACUGUUACAGUUCAACAGUUUUAUUGGUAUUGUGACUUACAAAGCAAAGUACAUGGAACAGCAGUAUGGACAAUCUACAUCUAAAUCCAACUUCCUAAUAGGAGUGACAUCCUUUCCUCCUGUACUUCUUGGAAUUUUCCUAGGAGGGCUUAUAAUGAAAAAGUAUAAGAUGGGCGUCAUUGCAGCGACAAAGUUUUCAUUCACCAUGUCAUUUUUGUCCUAUGCCGUCAGCUUGUUACGCUUUUUUGUUGGCUGUGAUAACCACGUGGUGGCAGGAAUGACAGUGUCCUAUGAAGGCAACCCCAUUCCAUACCACAACAAUUCCCUAUUUUCGGAAUGCAACUCUCACUGCAAAUGUGCCUCCAACGUGUGGGACCCUGUGUGUGGAGCCAAUGGGAUCACCUAUGUUUCUGCAUGUCUGGCUGGGUGUGGGACUUCCGUGGGACAUGGAAAGAACACAGUCUUCCAUAAUUGCAGAUGUCUUGAAAUCAACAGUUCAUGGACAGGAAACAAUUCUGCCACCUUGGGGCAAUGUCCAAAAAGUGAUGAUUGCUCGAGGAAUUUCAUUUAUUACACAGUAAUACGAGUCAUAGGUGGAUUUUUCUAUGCCCUGGGAGCCACUCCUUCAUACAUGCUUACAUUCAGAUGUGUCCAGCCAGAGCUCAAAGCUCUCGCGGUGGGUCUCUUCACGCUCAUUAUGAGAAUGCUGGCUGGGAUUCCAGCUCCGGUUUAUUUCGGCGCAGCCAUCGACAGGACGUGCCUCAAGUGGGGCAGCACCAGCUGUGGGAAGAGAGGGGCUUGCAGGCUCUAUGACUCCAAUGCAAACAGGUAUGUCUUCCUUGGUUUAGGAACAAUUUUAGUAGCUCCUUCCUUCUUGGUUGGAAUAAUUUUUUAUACAUUGGUAAAGAAACACUUUCAAAAUAAGAACUCCAGCUCUCUAGAGAAUGGACAAGAAGAUGCUGCUAUGAAUAAAGAAGACAAUUGCAAGAUCAAAGAACAUUUGCCAGGUUCUGACGCAGAGAAUGAAUCCUCUAUUUAG